Adineta ricciae is the source of this 2328-nucleotide messenger RNA. The record is from the annotation of a GenBank genome assembly. NCBI's taxonomy places the organism in Eukaryota, Metazoa, Rotifera, Eurotatoria, Adinetida, Adinetidae.
AUGCUGCAUACACAUUUGGAAAAUGGACAUUUUAGCUUAUUACCAACUUUCUCUCAAACAAAUCAAUCCGACGACAGUUUCAUCCUAUCAGAUCGUCCUGACUCAUCACAACUUGUUGAUUUGCAUAUCUAUCUCGUUCCGAGAUCCGUAUGGCGAAAUAUUCAACAUCUAGCUGAGAAUGAUGCUGUAAGUGAUGCAAUUUCUGCUGGUUUUGUUCGUGUACAACCUGAAAUGAAAUUAAGUCAUCUACGACAAUCGAUUGAAAAAGCUUGCGGAACCGAACGCUACUUCCCGCGCGAUUUCAUCUUUCUUCGAUCGGUUGGUCGAUGUUUUACUAAAGUGAAACCUAACCAAGAACAUGAAUUAAAAGUGAAAAAUUAUCGACCACCACAGACAUCAGCGCCAGAGGUUUACCUUCUCGAAGGUCGCUACGAUGGCUACAGUUAUCUUCCAUCGGAAUCGCCGAUAUUCUCUUCUGUGAAUUAUCUAUUUGGUAACCGUUUUCAGUAUGCAAAUCAGAGCCCGUCGUCGUUGAAACCCACCCAUAGAUAUCAAAAGAAAUCACGACGUACAGAUAAGACUAAACUACCUAAAAUAAACACUUCCAAAGCAUCGCGUCGAUUAUCACGAAAGAAUAGCUGGAAGAGCGAUCCAGUGAUUGAUUCAGACUCCGAUGCAUCAACUGCUUCAAAAGUAACUCUUGUGACGAAUAGUACAUCUAGAAGCUUAUCUAAACUAAAAGAAGAACAGGAACGUCUUCGUAAGCGUCAAGCUGAAUUAGAAUACAUGCGUCGACUUGCAGAAGAGAAAAAACUUCAAUCGAAUCGCGAGGAAACGUAUCGACAACCACGUCGGCAAGAGAAAGCACCACCAGAACGUAAAGGAAUCGAUUACCGUCGUCAAGAGGAAGUUCAAUCUGAAGUUCGACGACCAGAAAAGACUCUUUACGAACCACGCCGACAAGAAAAAGUUCCAUUGGAACGUCCUCGACCGGAAAAGAAACCCUCCGAACCUAAACCACACGAGAAGAAACAUUCUGAACCUCGUCUACCAGAGAAGAGACACUCUGAGCCGCGUCCAUUAGAGAGAAUCCAACCCGAACCGCGUCGACAAGCGAAAGUACCUUCUGUACCAGUUCAUCGAGAGCAAGUUCAGUCUGAACGUCGUCAACCCGUCAAACUAAUUGUGACACAACGUCGAGCGAGUCACGACGCAACGCCAACAACACUAACAACCCAAAGUCAACCGACUUAUCGCACUUUUAACGAACAGAAAGCAUUCCGUAAACGUCAAAUCAGUUUAAUUAAGAAUGAUUCUCGAAAAUCAUCAGCAAAUAGUCAUGUAACUAUUGAAACUCAUUUCAACUAUGAGAAAACAAUUGAUGCUAAUGAUGAUGAAUUAUCCGCUGGUGAAAUUUUAUCUCGAUCGUCUUCGAUCGGAUCGACAUCGGAUGAGCCAAGUCAUCCGUCUCGAGCUGAAACAAGAAUACUCAAUCGAGAACGUCGAGACAGUACACGGUCUAAUUCAUCAUCAUUAUUAUCAAUGAAAUCAGAAAGAAAACUUUCGUCAAAAACGAAAGAAAAAGUCGAUUCGCCGGUUAUAUCCGACACUGAGAAUCGCCGAACUGCAACAGUCACUAGAACACGUUCUUCUAAAGAACAACUAGUGCAUAUCUCAACACCAGAUAUAAGUGUUAAUGAGAACACGUACGAAUUAGAACGUCGAGCAGGCGAAGUACAACGUCGUCGACAGGCGCAAGAAGAUAAAGAACGAUUAAAAGAAUUGAAAGAACAACAACGACGAGAAUUAGAACUUUCACACGACGAUCUUGAUGGUCUCCGUAAUCGUCUUCAAGCGUCACGCGCGAAACGUAUCGAUCUUGAACGAUCUCGUGAUGAAGCAGUGAGUCAAAUGAAAUCGUUGUAUAAACGAUUAACAUUACGACGACAAGAAGUUCGCGAUCUAUGGAAGAAAAAAUACUAUCAAGAAAAGAAACGAACACAGCCAUUGGAACAAAAUUCUCAACAAUCGACUUCGGAGUUAGAUCGAUUGCAUAAGAAAACUGAGCAAACUAUUGAAAAUGAAUGGAAGCAUGCAACUGAAAUGGGCUAUACCAGAGAAGCCGAUACAGGAAAAUCUUUACUACAAGUGACACGAGUAAACCAUGAAAUGCAAAACAUUCAGACUCAAAUCGAACAAGCUAAGUUACGUUUAUCCACCGACAUCAAAUUACGAAAUCAAGCUGAAAAUGAAUGCAAAAUGUUAAGACAAGAACUAAGUCAAGCUAAAUUAAAUUUAAAUCGUAUAAAAUAUUCAUUAGAGAAUUAA